Molecule: messenger RNA, 1097 nt
Organism: Zalophus californianus (California sea lion)
Lineage: Eukaryota; Metazoa; Chordata; Mammalia; Carnivora; Otariidae
Gene: POLR3F
Product: RNA polymerase III subunit F
Exons: 10
Coding region: 66-1037 (323 amino acids)
Biological process (GO): transcription by RNA polymerase III
Cellular component (GO): RNA polymerase III complex
Source: RefSeq, a predicted model, not a curated record
UUCCCGGACUGGCUAUCUGGCGACCCCGAGCGUCUCUCCCCACAGGGGCCGGGAACUGGGCAGUCAUGGCUGAGGUGAAAGUGAAGGUGCAGCCACCCGACGCGGAUCCGGUCGAAAUAGAAAACAGGAUUAUAGAAUUAUGUCAUCAGUUCCCUCAUGGAAUCACAGACCAAGUAAUUCAGAAUGAAAUGCCUCAUAUAGAAGCCCAGCAGCGGGCAGUGGCCAUCAAUAGACUGUUGUCCAUGGGUCAGUUGGAUCUCUUAAGGAGCAAUACAGGACUUCUGUAUAGAAUAAAGGAUUCUCAGAAUGCUGGCCCUGUCUCAUUCUUUUUAAGUAAAAUGAAAGGAUCAGAUAACCAAGAAAAACUAGUAUAUCAAAUCAUAGAGGAUGCAGGAAAUAAAGGAAUAUGGAGCAGAGAUAUCCGAUACAAAAGUAACUUGCCAUUAACAGAAAUUAACAAAAUUCUAAAGAAUUUGGAAAGUAAAAAGCUUAUCAAAGCUGUUAAGUCUGUGGCAGCCUCAAAAAAGAAAGUAUAUAUGCUCUAUAACCUGCAACCGGACCGGUCUGUGACUGGUGGAGCCUGGUACAGUGACCAGGAUUUUGAGUCAGAAUUUGUAGAGGUGCUUAACCAACAGUGCUUUAAAUUCCUACAAACCAAGGCAGAAACAGCACGAGAAAGCAAACAGAAUCCAAUGAUACAAAGAAAUAGUUCAUUUGCCUCAUCACAUGAAGUGUGGAAGUAUAUCUGUGAAUUGGGGAUCAGUAAGGUAGAGUUGUCCAUGGAGGACAUUGAAACGAUCUUAAAUACACUCAUUUAUGAUGGGAAAGUGGAGAUGACUAUCAUUGCUGCAAAAGAAGGCACGGUUGGCAGUGUAGAUGGACACAUGAAACUGUACAGAGCAGUCAAUCCAAUCAUCCCACCCACGGGUUUGGUCCGGGCCCCGUGUGGACUCUGCCCGGUUUUUGAUGACUGCCAUGAAGGUGGUGAGAUUUCACCAUCUAACUGUAUUUAUAUGACAGAGUGGCUCGAAUUUUAAUAGAGAACUAGGAACUUUACUGACAUUUUGCAAAUGAAGUUACUUUGGGAGCAGAUAAUU